This is a messenger RNA of Corticium candelabrum, 1800 nucleotides long. RefSeq names its product neogenin-like. The transcript has 2 exons. The coding region runs from base 528 to 1145 and encodes 205 amino acids. Gene Ontology annotation, molecular function: sequence-specific DNA binding; protein binding. NCBI's taxonomy places the organism in Eukaryota, Metazoa, Porifera, Homoscleromorpha, Homosclerophorida, Plakinidae. The record is from RefSeq and is a predicted model, not a curated record.
UUCACAGGGCGUGGCACCAACAACGUCAUCACCUACCGCGGCGUCAAUUUGGUUCGCUUUUGAUGCAUUGGCGUUUGCUAACCGCGUGAGUCUAGAGCCAAAGCAACAAUUUUUCUUUUCGAACUUUAAUCGGUGCGUAUAGCGAUGCAUCGAAUUAGGUGAGGCCUCAUUAAGACUCGGCUCUUGUGUGUUUUGCGUGUUUUACGGUGAUGAACAAACUCUUUCUGAUCUCUUUCGUGACUCUACCGCGUCAUUUUGAGUGAUGAUUUAACAUUGAGACUUGACAGACGUCAAAUGCAGGUACAAACGUGCGUGCGUAAUCUAUGAUGCGUGCUCUGUGUGGUACGCACUUACCAAAUGGUUUGGUUUGUACCUCCUGAAUACUUCCUAGAAAGUGCAUCGUUUAGGGAAUGUCUGACGUGAAGAGGAAGUCUUUAGACAAGUCUGGAGGUACUGAGAGAUAAACCAGUCACUCAGUGUUGCUGUACUGUGUUUUAUUUUUUGGAGUGUGUAAUUGCCGUUCUAUCAUGGUUAUUUGCUGUGUUCCUGGAUGUACCAAUGUAUCUGCCAAGGGGAAAUAUUUGAAGUUUUUCAGAUUUCCUUCAAAUGAAGAGGAACGUCAGAAGUGGUUAGAACAAUUAGGACUUGAUGAUGUCUCGACCAAUGCCAGGGUAUGUGGUAGGCAUUUUGCUCGUGGAACCAAAUCAACAACAGGAGUAAUACCAACGUUGUCCAAGACAAAGCCACCUUUUUCUGUUGCUGCAAUAAAGCGAUCCAGAGUUAGAGCUUCUUUUACAUGGUCACCAUCAAAACAAACUCCUCCUUUGAAAAGGCUUGCUGCAAGAGUUAUUUCAAGACCAAGAAGGCCUAAAUCUUCUACUCCUAAGAAGAACGUUGCAGCAUGCAGGCGGUCUCUAAGUCUUAUUUCCCCAAUACGGGAACAUGAAGACAGAGAUGUGGAUGUUGCAGAAGACUUUGAAGACAUGUUUCACAGUCUAAGUAUUGAUGUUGAGCCUCACUCUGACUGUGCAUCGUGUUUUGAGCUGCAGGAGGAAUUAAAGGAAAAAGAAAACUGUAUCAAAUUACUUGAAAAGGUCUAUUGGGAAGUGGAAUGGCCGAAAGGUGCACGGAUUGGAUUUCAAUAACUUUGCGCGCGUUCUUAUAUUGUAAUUAAUUAAGACAAUACAUCUCUAUAUGCAACAGCAGAAUCACAAGUCACAAAUUAAUCUGUUUGCCUGUUUGUCUGUCUGUCGGUCUGUCUGUCUAUCUGUCUCUCUGUCUGUCUCUCUGUCUGUCUGUCUGUCUGUCUCUCUAUCUGUCUGUCUGUCUGUUCCAUUCGCAAAGUCCUCUCUUCUUUCUCUUCUUAGCAAUUAAGGCUUGAGGUUGAGUCUGUUAGCUGUUCCAAGACAUUACACCGAAGCACAACAUCGUAAAACUCGAGCCAAUGGUGGAAUUGCUCCAAUUCCAUGAAACAUAAGGUCUUCCAAAAACACCAUGGAUUGAAACCGAAUCAGUCGUCACGGAAACAAGCAAACGCGGCACUACAAACUGGUCUUCCGGUUGGUUUUCUCCAAUAAAACAGUGAGGCAAUUUUGCGUAUGACUUAAUGAACGGGACUUUGAGAAUAUCUCCGCUAUCUUCGAGCUCUGCCUUUUGCAAGUCCAUGUUGGCCACUCCUCCAUAGCUUUGCUUCGAGUCACAGUCGAUCGACUUUUUAUUCGUCGUGCCCCAAGUACAGGCCAAGAGCGAUGCACCCAUUAGCAGAUUGCCGUCAUAAUCCCAGUUGACCACUGUCCAGUG